CGUUUGUUCCAACCCAAUAUGAUGCCCGAUGACUAACGUAGAAAGUGGGUUUUGCCGUUUUGGUGGUCGAGUGGUACCAAAUGUGCCGUGUACCAUGCAUGCUCCGAUCUAAAUCCAAAUUCUGGAGCAAAAUGUUGGAGGAAGAGUGGACGACUCAUCAGGGCACAAGACAGCAUAGCAGCUGAUCAAGCUAUCCGUGACGGACAUACCCUUGUUUCAGCCGAUGAAAUGUAUGAACUCGGGUUUUUUAGUCCCGGAAAGUCAAUGAACCGGUAUUUGGGCAUAUGGUACAAUAACAAAUCCCCACAGACAGUGGUAUGGGUUGCUAACAGGGAGACACCAAUAACCGACUUGUCUGGUGUGUUCAAAGUUGACACCAACGGAUCCCUAUUGGUUAUCGCUAGUAGCAACAACACCAUCAUCUGGUCAUCUAACCCUGGCCCUGUAUCUCCCACAACCAUAAAUCCAGUGGCACAACUUUUGAGCUCUGGAAAUCUGGUUGUAAGAACAACCGGCCAGGAAAAUUUCAUCUGGCAAAGUUUCGAUUACCCUGGAGACACGUUCCUUCCCGGGAUGAAAUUCGGAAAGGACCUGGUGUCUGGGUUAGAUAGGCGAUGGUCAUCAUGGAAGAGCCUCGACGACCCUUCACCUGGCCCGUAUAUACUGUUCAUGAAUAUAAACGGGUUCCCUCAGUUGUUCGAAGAACAGGAUUCUGUUCCUCUCUCAAGGUUUGGACCAUGGAACGGUGUUACCUUCGAUGGCAUGCCUAGGCAUAUUUCAAACGCGUUAUUCACACACAACUUCGUUUUCAAUGAUAAGGAGGUGUACUAUGUGUACACACUUGUUAACAGUUCAGUCGUGACGCGUGUCUACUUUAGUCCAGAUGGUGACGUGUUACGACUGAACUGGAUCGAAAGAACACAGAUGUGGUUCCUAUAUUGGAAGGGGAAUAGCGACAUGUGUAUCCGUUUCGGACAAUGUGGUUCAUAUGGAAGGUGCGACGCUAAGAAGUCACCUCUUUGUAGUUGUAUGGAAGGGUUCGAACCUCGAAACCCGGACGAAUGGAGUGCCUCCCAGUGGUCAAGUGGGUGUCGCCGUAGAACAACUUUAAGUUGUCCGGAUGGAGAUGGAUUUCGAGUGUUUAAAAACGUUAACAUGCCAGACACUCGGGGUGCAUGGUUCAAUAGAAGCAUGACACUUGGCGAAUGUGAGACGGCAUGCAAGCAGAAUUGCUCGUGUACAGCGUAUGCCAAUAUUGAUAUUCGAAUGAACGGAAGUGGAUGCUUGCUGUGGUUCGAGGAUCUAAUGGAUGUCCGAACAGUGGAUGAAAGCCGGGACCUUUAUGUAAGAAUAGCUGUCUCCGACUUGACAAUUCAAUCAAUCCCGGAAUUUACCUCCAGACCUGUUUCCAGCAAAAAGAGGCAAACAAUCACAUGGGUGGUGUCGAUUUUAUCUAGUCUUGUUAUUGUGAUAUUGAUUUUGGCAAUCAUGUAUGGUUGGAGAAAAAAGAAAAGAUCCCAAGUGAAAAUACCAGUGAAACCCAUUGAUGAAGAGUAUAUCAUGGAGAGCCAAGAUGAUGAUACAGAGUUAACGUCUUUUAGCCUGUCUGUGAUAUCAAAAUCCACUAAUGAUUUUGCAAAUGACAAAAAACUUGGACAAGGUGGUUUUGGUCCUGUUUACAAGGGUGUGCUCGAUGACAGAAGAGAAAUAGCUGUGAAAAGAUUAUCCAAAACUUCAAGACAAGGUCUUGGAGAGUUUAAAAAUGAAGUUGAAUUCAUUGCUAAGCUUCAACAUCGAAAUCUUGUAAAGCUUUUGGGAUACUGUAUUCAAGGAGAUGAAAACAUGUUAAUAUAUGAGUACAUGCCUAACAAAAGUCUAGACUCAUUCAUAUUUGAUAAAAUCAAAAGUCCGAUACUAGGUUGGUCAGAUCGUUUUAACAUCAUUCAUGGGAUUGCUCGAGGACUCCUCUAUCUUCAUCAAGAUUCACGAUUUAAAAUUGUUCAUCGAGAUCUUAAAACAAGCAAUGUUUUGCUGGAUGUUGACAUGAACCCAAAGAUAUCAGACUUUGGUCUUGCAAGAAUGUUUAGAGAACAUGAAAAUGAAGCAAAUACGAACAAUGUAGUUGGAACUUUGGGUUACUUAGCACCAGAAUAUGUUGUAGAUGGGACUUUCUCGGAAAAAUCUGAUGUCUUCAGUUUUGGUGUUCUUGUGUUGGAAAUUGUGAGCGGGAAAAAAAAUAAAGGAUUCUCUCAUGAGAAUGACAGUGAUAAUCUUCUUGCACAUGCGUGGAGACUUUUUGAAGAAGACAUGGCACUGGAGUUGCGUGAUCCGCAUAUCCGUGAGUCAUGUGUAGCCUCCGAAGUAUUUCGGUCAAUACAUAUAGGUCUUUUAUGUGUCCAACAUUUUGCAAAAGACAGACCAACUAUGUCAUCUGUCAUUUUGAUGUUUGAUAAAGAAGGUGCAUUGCCUCAACCUAAACAACCUGCAUUUUUUGCAAAAGGAAGUUUGCCACAACUUAGUCUAGCUUCCGUCAAUGACAUCACGAUGACAACAUUAGAACCUCGAUGAUAUGUGUUCAUGUCGAGGUGCAUUUGGUGAUCAUAAUGCUAAGUUUUCUUUUUCACAUAUAUCAUAGACUAUUAGACAAUUAAAGUACUCUUAUAUUAGAGGGUCAUGAGUAUAAAUAUAUCUCUUAUAUAUGUACUCUUAUUGUAAUCAUGGUUAUACAAUAAUACAACAUUACUGAUUACAAAGUCAA
Messenger RNA from Lactuca sativa (garden lettuce), 2758 nucleotides. Lineage: Eukaryota; Viridiplantae; Streptophyta; Magnoliopsida; Asterales; Asteraceae. The record is from RefSeq and is a predicted model, not a curated record.